AGAGCCCUUUUCGCAACCCUAACGGGAGAGAAAUGAUGGAAGAAGGGUAGCCGGAAGAGUUUCCUCAAAAUACCAUAGGGGUUUUAAAUUAUUAGUACGUAUUUAAACUCAUCUACUUUCACGUUGUCCCGUUGAACGUCACUUCCGCUUAGGGGCGGACACGUCCCAAACCUGUGGCGGGAGUUGGAGAUUCUGCGGCGAAUACGCCAGGAUCAUCAUGCCUAGGGUUCAUAACAUAAAAAAGUCUCUUACACCUCACAUUUCUUGUGUGACAAAUGAAUCUGAUAAACUGCUGGAUUUUUUGCCUGACAGACUAAGAGCAAAGCUACUUCCAUUCCAGAAAGAUGGCAUCAUUUUUGCCCUCAAAAGAAAUGGCAGGUGUAUGGUGGCUGAUGAAAUGGGUCUAGGAAAGACAAUCCAGGCAAUUGGAAUUACUUACUUCUAUAAAGAGGAAUGGCCUCUGUUAAUAGUAGUCCCUUCGUCUCUGAGGUACCCUUGGACAGAAGAAAUUGAAAAAUGGAUCCCAGAGCUAAGUCCAGAAGAAAUCAAUGUUAUUCAGAAUAAAGCUGAUGUUAGGAGAAUGUCGACCAGUAAAGUGACAGUUCUGGGUUAUGGUCUCUUAACCGCAGAUGCAAAGACUUUGAUAGAUGCACUGAAUAAUCAGAACUUCAAAGUAGUUAUAGUGGAUGAAUCACACUACAUGAAAUCCAGAAAUGCAACUCGCAGCAGGAUUUUAUUGCCAAUAGUACAGAAAGCCAGACGAGCCAUUCUUCUUACAGGAACACCAGCUUUAGGAAGGCCUGAAGAGCUUUUUAUGCAGAUUGAAGCUCUCUUUCCACAAAAAUUUGGAAGAUGGACCGACUAUGCAAAAAGAUACUGUAAUGCACACAUCAGAUAUUUUGGUAAAAGACCUCAGUGGGAUUGUAGAGGGGCAUCAAAUCUUAAUGAACUUCACCAGCUAUUAAGUGACAUAAUGAUUAGAAGAUUAAAGACUGAAGUUUUAACCCAGCUACCCCCUAAAGUCAGACAGCGUAUUCCAUUUGAUCUUCCAUCAGCAGCUGCCAAGGAAUUGAAUACCAGCUUUGAAGAGUGGGAAAAAAUAAUGAGAACUCCAAAUUCAGGUGCCAUGGAGACAGUCAUGGGGUUGAUAACUCGCAUGUUUAAACAAACUGCUAUUGCCAAGGCAGGUGCUGUAAAGGAUUAUAUUAAGAUGAUGCUUCAGAAUGAUUCGCUUAAAUUUCUGGUUUUUGCUCACCAUUUAAGCAUGCUCCAAGCUUGCACAGAAGCAGUCAUCGAAAAUAAGACUCGUUACAUUAGGAUAGAUGGAAGUGUUUCAUCUUCAGAAAGAAUACAUCUGGUUAAUCAGUUUCAAAAGGAUCCUGACACUCGCGUGGCUAUCCUAAGCAUUCAGGCUGCUGGCCAGGGAUUAACAUUUACUGCAGCAAGUCAUGUUGUAUUUGCUGAGUUGUACUGGGACCCUGGACAUAUAAAACAAGCAGAAGACCGAGCUCACAGAAUUGGCCAGUGCAGUUCUGUGAAUAUUCACUACCUUAUUGCAAAUGGAACCUUAGACACCCUUAUGUGGGGAAUGUUGAAUCGCAAGGCUCAAGUUACAGGGAGCACACUGAAUGGUAGGAAAGAAAAAAUUCAGGCUGAGGAAGGUGAUAAGGAAAAAUGGGAUUUCCUGCAGUUUGCUGAAGCUUGGACUCCAAAUGACAGUUCUGAAGAGUUAAGGAAGGAAGCUUUGUUCACUCACUUCGAAAAAGAAAAACAGCAUGAUAUUCGAUCAUUUUUUGUACCACAACCUAAAAAAAGACAGUUGAUGACCUCCUGUGACGAAUCAAAGAGAUUCCAGGAGGAAAAUACUGUAGUGUCAUCAGACCCUACAAAAAGAGCUGCAAGAGAUAUCAUCGAUUAUGAAAGUGAUGUUGAACCUGAAACGAAAAGAUUGAAAUUGGCUGCCUCGGAAGACCACUGCAGUCCGUCGGAAGAGACACCAUCCCAGUCCAAGCAAAUCCGAACUCCACUCGUGGAAAGUGUACAGGAGGCCAAGGCCCAGUUAACCACCCCAGCCUUUCCUGUAGAGGGCUGGCAGUGUAGUCUCUGCACCUAUAUCAAUAAUUCAGUGUUACCCUAUUGUGAAAUGUGUGAGACUCCUCAAGGCAGUGCUGUUAUGCAAAUAGAUAGCCUCAACCAUAUCCAGGAUAAAAACAAGAAGGAUGAUUCUCAGAAAGACACCUCCAAAAAGGUUCAAACUAUCUCAGACUGUGAAAAACAAGCCCUGGCACAGUCAGAACCUGGCCAGUUGGCUGACAGCAAGGAAGAAACACCAAAAAUUGAGAAAGAAGACGGACUUACAUCCCAGCCAGGUAAUGAACAGUGGAAGAGUUCAGACACUUUGCCAGUGUAUGACACCUUAAUGUUCUGUGCAAGUAGGAAUACUGACCGGAUUCACAUCUAUACUAAGGAUGGAAAACAGAUGAGCUGUAAUUUCAUUCCUUUGGAUAUAAAAUUAGACCUUUGGGAAGAUUUACCAGCAAGCUUUCAGCUGAAACAAUAUCGCUCACUGAUUUUGAGAUUUGUUCGAGAAUGGAGUAGUCUAACUGCCAUGAAGCAAAGGAUAAUCAGGAAAAGUGGACAGCUAUUCUGUAGCCCAAUUCUUGCUUUGGAAGAGAUCACAAAGCAACAAACCAAACAAAAUUGCACCAAAAGAUACAUAACCAAAGAAGAUGUUGCCGUAGCCUCAAUGGACAAAGUGAAGAAUGUUGGGGGCCAUGUCCGUCUGAUCACAAAGGAGUCCAGGCCACGGGAUCCUUUCACAAAAAAACUUCUUGAAGAUGGAGCCUGUGUCCCAUUUCUAAAUCCAUACGCAGUCCAGGCAGAUCUCACUGUGAAGCCCUCUACAUCCAAAGGCUAUUUGCAAGCUGUGGAUAAUGAAGGAAAUCCACUUUGCCUUCGCUGUCAGCAACCCACUUGCCAGACUAAGCAAGCGUGUAAAGCGAACUCUUGGGAUUCACGGUUUUGCUCUCUGAAAUGUCAGGAAGAGUUUUGGAUUCGAUCUAAUAACAGUUACCUGAGAGCCAAAGUAUUUGAAACUGAACAUGGUGUGUGUCAGCUCUGUAAUGUGAACGCACAAGAACUCUUUUUACGUCUGAGAGAUGCCCCUAAAAGUCAGAGGAAGAAUCUUCUGGAUGCUACCUGGACUUCAAAACUCCCAUUAGAACAGCUAAAUGAAAUGAUAAGAAACCCAGGGGAAGGACAUUUCUGGCAGGUGGAUCACAUCAAGCCAGUGUAUGGGGGAGGAGGACAGUGUUCCCUGGACAACCUGCAGACUCUCUGCACAGUCUGUCACAAAGAGAGAACUGCCAGACAAGCUAAGGAAAGAAGCCAGGUGAGAAGACAAUCUCUAGCAUCAAAGCAUGGAUCAGACAUCACACGAUUUUUGGUAAAGAAGUAAAGUAGAAAAAUAUAUGAAUGAAUGACAAAUGGUUUACAUGUGGAAGACUUUAAUACAGAAGUUUUCCAUGUUUGUUUAAUAUAUCGAGAGUAAAAAUUUUCAGAACAAAAAUCAAGAAUUCAAAUUCUCUUCUACUAAUUACUUUUAGUAUUAAAUACAUUUUGAAAGUACUUAACAGAAACUAAGAUACAAUACUGAAUAUUUCUGUGGUCUUUUUGAUUUGAUGCAGACUCGCAAUUAUGUUUCAGCAAUGUUUUGUAAAGCUCUUUACCCCUAAUAUGCCUAAUCACUGUAUUGUGCAUAGAUUGUGUUUAAAAAAUGUACUCUCAAUUACCUAAAAAUGCUUCUGGAUUAGUAUUGUUCUGGACUGUCAUAGGUAUGAAUGGAACAUUGCAAAACCUUAUGGGAAAUUUCAGACGCAAAUCAUUAUUUGGGAAUUCUGGGCCAAGCAUGACCAGCCUGCUUAGGAUUCAAGAGAGACUGUCCACUAAAUACCUCCAGAAUGAGCUUGGGGCACACAUUUUGGGUGUUGCUUUUCUUGCUUUAUUUCUUAGCUAGUCAUCUUUAUCAAAAAUAUCCUUUUCAAAAUGAGAUACCUAUGGUGUUUGUGGACAAUUUGGGGGUUCUGUGUAAAGUAAUUGUUAAAACUAUUAAUUAACUGAAAACAUAAAAUGUAAAAUGCCACUUAAGCUUGAUUUUUUAGAUCUUUUUUUAAAAAAUGAAUAAAACUAGGCUUACUGUUGGCUGGGCGCAGUGGCUCACGCAUGUAAUCCCAGCACUUUGGGAGGCCAAAGUGGGUGGAUCAUGAGGUCAGGAGAUAGAUCGAGACCAUCCUGGCUAAUACGGUGAAACCCCAUCUCUACUAAAAAUACAAAAAAUUAGCCGGGCAUGGUGUUGUGCGCGUGUAAUCUCAGAUACUCGGGAGGCUGAGGCAGGAGAAUUGCUUGAACCCGGGAAGCAGAGGUUGCAGUGAGCCGAGAUCACGCCAUUGAACUCCAGCCUGGGCGACAGAGCGAGACUCCGUCUCAAACAAACAAACAAACAAAAAAAACUAAGCGUACUAUCAAAAUACACUUUGUCUUCUGGUUCUCAUUUUCUGUUUUUAAAACCCUGUGUUAUUAAAGAUAUAUUUCUGGUA
Messenger RNA from Pan troglodytes (chimpanzee), 4595 nucleotides. RefSeq names its product zinc finger RANBP2-type containing 3 (gene ZRANB3). Gene Ontology annotation, cellular component: nuclear replication fork. The transcript is spliced from 21 exons. NCBI's taxonomy places the organism in Eukaryota, Metazoa, Chordata, Mammalia, Primates, Hominidae. The record is from RefSeq and is a predicted model, not a curated record. Bases 218 to 3457 code for a protein of 1079 amino acids. Gene Ontology annotation, molecular function: zinc ion binding; ATP binding; DNA endonuclease activity. Gene Ontology annotation, biological process: replication fork processing; DNA repair.